Messenger RNA from Athene cunicularia (burrowing owl), 685 nucleotides. RefSeq names its product ER membrane protein complex subunit 6 (gene EMC6). The transcript has a single exon. Bases 159 to 491 code for a protein of 110 amino acids. Gene Ontology annotation, cellular component: endoplasmic reticulum; EMC complex; membrane. The record is from RefSeq and is a predicted model, not a curated record. Gene Ontology annotation, biological process: autophagosome assembly; protein folding in endoplasmic reticulum. Lineage: Eukaryota; Metazoa; Chordata; Aves; Strigiformes; Strigidae.
CGACCGCCCCGGAGCCGAGCGGGCUCCCCGCGGGAGGCACCGCUUCAGCGCGGAGCGGGGCUGCGCCGGGCCAGCCCGCCCCGCGGCCCGUGCAGCGCGUGUCUCCUUUACCCCAGUGUCGUUAGGCGGGAGGAGGAGCCCGAGCCCGGCUGGGAGCCAUGGCCGCGGUGGUGGCCAAGCGCGAGGGGGCGCAGUUCAUCAGCGAGGCGGCGGUGCGGGGCAACGCCGCCAUCCUGGACUAUUGCAGGACCUCGGUCUCGGCCCUGUCGGGAGCCACGGCGGGGAUCCUCGGCCUGACCGGCCUGCACGGCUUCAUCUUCUACUUCCUGGCUUCCGUCCUCCUCUCCGUGCUCCUGGUGUUAAAAGCCGGACGGCGAUGGAACAAGUACUUUAAAUCCCGAAGGCCGCUUUUCACGGGGGGGCUUAUAGGAGGGCUCUUCACAUAUGUCCUGUUCUGGACUUUCCUCUACGGCAUGGUUCAUGUCUACUAAACCAACCAGGAGCCACUUUAGCUGCAGUGGUUUUUAAUAAAGCGGGAGGACUGUUGCCAGAAUUCAUCUACACAACUAGGCCAGCUCACCUUUUAAACUGUUGUUCAUUGCUUGUAUUAAUACUGUCGGUAAAUUAUGUCCAAGUACACAUGAAUCAGUAGUACUGUUCUAAUUAAACAGAAUGUGAAACACCA